Molecule: messenger RNA, 1302 nt
Organism: Pochonia chlamydosporia 170
Lineage: Eukaryota; Fungi; Ascomycota; Sordariomycetes; Hypocreales; Clavicipitaceae
Product: pyridine nucleotide-disulfide oxidoreductase, NAD-binding domain-containing protein
Exons: 3
Coding region: 1-1302 (433 amino acids)
Cellular component (GO): cytoplasm
Molecular function (GO): electron-transferring-flavoprotein dehydrogenase activity; flavin adenine dinucleotide binding
Source: RefSeq, a predicted model, not a curated record
AUGUUCGGCAAGCUAGGGCUGUACGCCCGCGUUGCGAGCUACAUACUCAUCGUUCUAGGCGAAGAACUCAAAUAUGUCUUCACCACAGCCAUGGUGCGUCACCGCGCACGAUUCUUCGGAAGCACACCAUCCACCGAGCGAGACCGUACGAUUGUCAUUGUCGGCGCAUCCUUUGCAGGACACCACGUCGCUCGCCUAGUCGCUGGUCAAUUGUCGCCUAAGAGUCGGUAUCGCGUUGUGGUUAUUGAGCCAAAUUCCCACUUCCAAUUUACGUGGGUUCUGCCACGAUUCUGCGUCAUCAAAGAUCACGAGCACAAGGCUUUUAUUCCGUAUGGGAAAUACGUCCAGUGUUUGCCUGGGGUGCUCGAAUGGAUUCAAGACCGGGUGGUGAGCAUCGACAAGACGCAUGUUCGGUUGGAGAAUAGCGGCGAGGCAAUCAAGUACGACUACCUUGUUAUUGCGACUGGGUCCGGUGUAAAGACUGGUUUGCCGUCGCGCGUAAACGCCACUGAGAAGCGUGUUGGCGUGGAACUGCUUCGCGAGGUUCAGUCGGGGAUUGAGGCUGCUCAGACGGCGGUGGUGGUGGGCGGUGGUGCUGCAGGCGUUGAGGUUGCUACUGAUGCGAAGGAUUUGUAUCCUGAUAAACACAUUGUCUUGGUUCAUUCGCGGUCGGCGGUCAUGCAUAGGUUUGGCAAGAGGCUGCAGGAUGAGGCGCUGGAAGGGCUCAACAGAUUGGGCGUGGAGGUUAUUCUCGAGGAUAGAGUGGUUGAUGAAGAUUCUGUGGCGAAAAAGGUGACUUUGAGGUCUGGGAGAGAAAUUGCCUGCGAUCUUUUUCUCAACUGCACUGGACAAUCUCCAUGCUCCGAAAUCCUCACCUCCUUAUCACCACAGUCCAUAUCCGCCAAUGGAUACAUCAAAGUCAAGCCGACGCUUCAGAUUGAUGAUGAUGAGUUCCCCAACGUGUACGCUUGCGGAGAGGUUACAGAUACUGAGACACCGUGUCCGAAUGCUCGCUCGGCGAUGCGCCAAGCGGCCACGGUGGCGGGAAAUGUGUUGAGGGUUGUGGAUGGCAAGAAGCCCAAGUACAAGUAUAGGCAUCACUGGGUGGAUACGUUUAUCAAGUUGACGCUUGGUCUGGACCGUUCUGCAACCUUUAUGGGGGAUGGGCAUUCGGACUUGAUGUUCAAAACGCAGGACAAGGACGUCACAUUGAUGAUUACCUCGACCUGGGCAAGAAUGGGACUAACACCAUUCGAGGAUGAGUAUGAUAACAAGGAGUCGGACGCCAAGGGUGAGGCUUAG